UGCGCGGGCACCGCCCACCCCAGCAGCAUGAUUCAACCCUGCACGAAAAAAAAUCUUUAUAUAGCCAGUGUGAAACUGAGAUUUGUAACUCGAAAGGCAACAGGUCAGCCCAGGACUAGGCGAAGAUACAGGAGGGCCAGCCCAGCCUCGCCCCGUGUCUCGCCCUCGGAGAUCUGCGGGAGCCGCACGCCCCUGGGGGGCAAAGGAGAGGACUGGGCGGGGGUGUGAAAUUGACUAGCAAACUUUUCAAGUUUUGGGGCUGCCUGGCUGGUUUUUGAUCGCUCGUCUCGGCUCAACAUGAAGCCCUGGCUGGUGCUGCUGUUGGCUGUGAUUUGGUGUCCUAUCACUGGAGGGGAAGAGGACUCCGUUCAGGGUGGGAUCUGCUGGCUGCAGCAGGGGAAGGAAGCGAAAUGCACCAUGAUCCUAAAGACCGGCGUGACCUGGGAGGAAUGCUGCGGUAAUAGCAACGUUGACGUAGCUUGGUCCAACUACACCCAGCCAGGCAAUAAGAUCAGCCUCUUGGGGUUCCUGGGGCUGGUGACCUGCCAUCCUUGCAAAGAGACCUGUGAGGGGGUGGAGUGUGGCCCUGGCAAAGUCUGCAAGAUGAAACACGGCCGUCCCCACUGCGCCUGCGCCCCAGAUUGCUCCAGCCUGCCCAGGAAGCUGCAAGUGUGCGGCUCGGAUGGCUACACUUACCGCGACGAGUGCGAGCUGCUGACAGCUAAGUGCAGAGACCACCCCGACCUGGAAGUGAUGUACCAGGGCAAAUGCAAAAAGUCCUGCUCCAGCGUGGUGUGCCCCGGGACUCACACCUGCGUUGUGGACCAGACGGGCAGCGCUCACUGUGUGAUGUGCAGGACGGCCCCCUGCCCUGAUCCCUCCACCCUGGACCACACUCUCUGCGGCAACAACAACAUCACCUACCCAUCCGCCUGCCAUCUACGGCGGGCAACCUGCUUCUUGGGCAAAUCUAUUGGAGUCCGUCACUACGGAAGCUGCUUAGCUCUGGCCAAGUUCCCCCUCGAUGUGGGCGAUGCCGAAGAAAACUAUGUGUGAACCAUUCCUUCUCUGCCAAGAGACCGAACCCAGGAGACAGGGGCAUUAUGUGUAUAUUGUACAAACCAUAUACCUGAUAUUUAUUAAGAUAAAAGAUCCUUAUUUAUAUCUGUUUAUGUUAUGCAGACGCAUAGGGCCCGAUUCUCAUUACUCCGUUCCUGCAUCUGGGGCACGGGAGGGUGAUUAGGGUGGCUUUAAACCACCUUUCUGCUCCUCAUUGUCCAGGGUGGAUCAGAGCUGGUGUAAGUUAGAGCAGCCUCUGGGAUGCUCUAACUUAUGCUCCACGCCCCAUGGGAAGCAGUGAAUAGCUGUAGCACAGGGCACUCCAACCAUGUCUUCAGUCUGCCCUCUGUUCUGUGGGCUGGGAGCAGGACCAUUGUACAAUCUUUACACCAGCUCUACACUGGCUGGGGAGGCCCCCAUGUGUAGGAUGAUUCUCUGGGGGCCAUUUCCACCUUUCUUAAGGCCGCUUUAUGCUGCCAGAGGGCCUUAGUGUCCCUGAGAAUUGGGCCCACACUGUAUACUAGCCCCAAGAUAGCACUCCCGGGCGUAUUUAUUUUUUUGUUUUAAUUCUUGGUGCCUCCAUUUGCAGAAGUUCCUGGACCUGUCCAGCGGGAAUCUGAGGUUGAGCCUUCCCUUGAGGGACUUUCUGUCCUAGGGGUUCAGCUGUGGGGAUGGACAGCUCCCGACGGCAGGAAACUCAGUUCAAAGCUGUGGUUGUUGCAUCUUUUGUUUUCCUAAUCUUGUCCAAUCCAGGUUCCCGUGUAAUAAGCAACGUCAGUGAGGAUGCAAAGGUAAUACAACCUCGCACACUACCCUUGAGGGCGGGUUUUACACAAUGGACAAGACUGGGCAAACCUUUGCCCUUAUAAUGCCAUGCCCCUGGGUGGGUCAUUGGCAGCAGGGAUAGAACCUGAGACCUCUGGAGCUAAAAGCAUCAGCUCUGUUAGCCAGUGCUGUGGCAGGCUUAUUGACUUCUAGCUGCAGACUGCUCACCACUAGACAGGGACAGUGUGCCACAUGAGUGGGUUACACCAGCCCAGAUCAUUGCAACUGUAAAGGGCUCCAGAUACCAAGUUUGGAUUCAAAGCCAAAUUUACCCAGAAUUCAGUGGUGUUGGUCUCUGGGGUCUUAGUUCAGGCCCAUCUCGGUAAUGACUCUGGGCUUCAUUUUUCAUUGGCCUGCACCUUUGCGGAGCCAUUGAUGCUGGUGCAAAGCAAGUAUGCAUGGUAGCACUUUGCACUCGUUCGGAGGCUGUGCAAAGGGCAAGAUAUCUGAGACUAGUGCCCCAAGGGGAUGUGAGUUAAAGAGACUGGCAGGCAGCUUAGUUCCCAACUCUGACCUCUCCUAACAUCAUUACAAACCUGAUCUCACCCACAUCAGCUUUGCCCCAGCUUUAAGAGAGUUACUUUAAUUGACACCAGUGUAAGUCAGAGGAGAACCCGGCCCAGUGCCUUUUGGGUUUUAAAUAUCAUUCUGGGGUUUUCAAAUCAGUCCCUCGAUAGUUAAACCCCUGGUCGUCAUCAGUCCCACGCUGAAAGGCCACUGCUAGCUACGGAACAUGCUGCAGGUUGACUGCAAACUCUGUUUCCAGACUGGCCCCCUUCCCCCGGCUGCUGACACUGGUCACCAGUCUGGGACCCAAACAGGGGAGGAAUCCCAAAGAGAGUCACUCACUGGACAGCAGGGAGGGCAGUCAGGAAGAGAGGUGAUGAGUGCUUGGCAAACAGGGAAGCAUUGUGAGAUGAAGGUUGGCUGCGUGGUCAAGCCCUGAGGCUCAGGAGAUCUGCUUUAAUUCUCAGCCCUGCUACCGCUUCUGUAUGUGAUUUUGGGGACCCUGUGCCUCAGUUCCCCACCUGUAAAAAUGGGAGUGGGAGUUCUUCUUCUGUUGUCUGUCUAGUCUAGUUAGCAUCUCCUCCAAACUCCUGCCGCUCUCUCUCUCCCUAUGUGUAUUAACAGAGCCCUGCCCACAGAAGUCCUGAUGGCAGCAGGAGUCUCUAGUUGCUAUUACAUUGCAUUGGCCUGUGGUGUCCUGGAGGCGGUGCCUGGCUCCUUUGUGACCCACCCAAGCUGCCCCCUCUCCAGCAGGUUGGUUUCUUGAACCUUGUUACAUUAUAGCUGUCCCUUAUCAAACACAUCACAAGAACCUCAUGGACACAUUCAAAAAGGGGGCAGGGCAGCUGCUCUGUCCCCCUCUGGAGCCUCAGCUCAGCUUCCUCUGAUCGCAUCCCCGGUAUUUAUUUUUCACAUCCCCUGCAACAUCGUGUGUGUUGUGACCUGUGUAAAUAGCGUAUCAUCUCCAACAACCACGUGGCUCAGAAACUAUUGCCUUUAUAUUAUUAUAUAUAUUAAAAAAUCCCCUCUCUUCUAUUUUUGUAUGGUUGUGUCCCAAUCCUUUAUGUAUGCCAUGUAACAUGUAAGUUUCCUAUUCCAUAUUGUGUGGGGGCAUUUUACUGCUAUGUUACAUUUUGGGUUAUAAUUAAAAGGAAUAAAACUAGUUCCACGUC
This is a messenger RNA of Caretta caretta (loggerhead turtle), 3563 nucleotides long. RefSeq names its product follistatin like 3 (gene FSTL3). Gene Ontology annotation, molecular function: activin binding; protein binding. Gene Ontology annotation, cellular component: extracellular region. The record is from RefSeq and is a predicted model, not a curated record. Gene Ontology annotation, biological process: regulation of BMP signaling pathway; negative regulation of activin receptor signaling pathway; multicellular organism development. Lineage: Eukaryota; Metazoa; Chordata; Testudines; Cheloniidae.